GCUUGUGGAGAGUCUGGAGAAACUUUAACUACUUUAUCUGUCUGCUCGUGGCCGGAGCUUGUGGUGAUGGACCGGGUUAGCCUCUACUAGCUAGCGGCUACAAAGUUAGCCCCGUGUUACGACGAUGCUAACUAGUGUGUUCGUCGAUGCGUUGGGGGUGGAGAGUUAAUCUGUGAAAGAAAGUCUGAGGAGGGUCCCACUAAGAGAAUAAUCCUUCACUCCCUCUUGAUCGACAUGGGGGCUGUGGUCUCAAGGUGGAGGGCCAAACCGUCCACUGUGGAGAUUUUGGAAGGAAUUGAGAAGGACAUACAGGUUCUUGAGGAGUACAGUGAAAAGUAUCAAAGGCAGCUGAAGAUAUGGAUGGGACGACUGCUUUUUUACUCAUCUCUUCUCUACUUGAUCACUUGCCUCGUUGUGUAUUUCUGGUACCUGCCCGAACAGUUAAUGGGGCGACUCGUGUUGUCUCUUCCCUUUGUAAUAUUUCCAUUUUUAGUGUGGGUACUUCGAAAAGUGCUCAUAAUUAUUUUUUCACGAAGAACGGAAAAAAACAAUGGCAAAUUAGAGGAUCUUAAAGCAGAAAAGAGGAAAAUACUUGAAGAAGUUAUGGAAACCGAGACGUAUAAAAACGCCAAAAUGAUUCUGGAGAGAUUUGAUCCUGAUUCCAAGAGAAAAAAUGAACUAGAAUCCACUCCGCUUGGACCCCAGAUGACUCCAAAACCAGGACAAGAGCUCCGCCAGCGUAAUGUCAUCCCAAAGACCCCCCCGGUGGUGGUGAAUCCUGCAAACAGCGCUGCUGCUGCUGCCCGCCCUCCUCUUGCCUCUGGGCCCACCUAUCCUGGACGAUCUUCCCACUCUGCUCCAGGUGGACCCCCAGAGAGGGGCCUGUCAGCUAUGGCUGCUCAGCAGAGCUUGAUGAGGAAGCCUGUGACCCCUGGAACACCUGUUCCAGGAGUCGGAAUGCACCCUCCAGGCCCGCCCCUGGCCAGACCCGUGCUCCCGAGGGAACGAGGUGCUAUGGACAGAGUCGUGGAGUAUCUUGUUGGAGAUGGUCCUCAGAACAGAUACGCUCUCAUAUGUCAGCAGUGUCUGUCCCAUAACGGCAUGGCAUUAAAAGAAGAAUUUGAAUACAUCGCCUUCCGUUGUGCGUAUUGUUAUUUCUUGAACCCGGCGAGAAGGACUCGGCCUCAGGCUCCCAGACUCCCCGAGGUCACCGGCGAGCUGAAGAUGCCGUCGGAGACGCUGUUACCGUUGUCUGCUGCUGAUGGGGAGGACAGCCAGUGUGUUUUAGGGAAAACCAAGUCUGCUGACGAUCCCGCCGGAACAGAUACCCAAGAGCCAAGCACGCCAACAACCACAGAGCCCAGCUCUGCGUCAGACAGCCCAAACACUCCAGAGUCACAAGACCUGCCCUCUGAGAAAUCUGACGGGGAGCAAGAUCUGUCUGCCAUGGAAGUGGAAUAAAACAGCGGAGGGGUGAUUUCGACACGAGUCGGGCUGGAACUUUUUUUUUUUUUUCUCUGAAGAAACGGUUAGCUUAUAAGUAAAAGCCGUAAGUUAGAAUAGCACAGUAACAACCCAGCCGUUAAUGUGAUUUUCAGCUUACAGAAUGUUCUUUCUUUUCAGAGUUGCUUUUAUAGUUCUAUCAAUAGUAAUGAGCUCAAUAUUAAAUGGUACAGCGCUAGCAUUUGGUAGAAAGUGCCAAACACACAUCGUGUCCGGGAUGAUAACAUGUUCAUAACAGAGCUGUAAGGAUUUAAUGUUGUUUUUGAGAUUGUAAAGGAAAUUCCAUGUUUUCUUUGUCUUCCACAUUUUAUUUGUUUUUGACUGAAAUUCUGACAUUAUUCUUUCUAGUUUGUUCAAGCACAAAAAGAAAUAAUUUUGCAGGGGGAAAAAAAAAAUAUUUAUGGGAAAUUAUUUAUAAGUAUUUUUCUAUAAUGCUGCAGAUGUCAUGACAGUGUUAGCUGGGGUGCUCUGCAGCACCGAGGUGCUAACAUGUUUACACAGCCACGGUACCGUAAUAGGAAUUCACAUGCAUUAUGUAUUUAUUGGUGGAAGAGAGGAAGGCAGAUUUAUGUCUGUACUGUGCAUCCGCCCUAAGUGCCUUUUAUAUUUUAAGUCUUUGGUUCAGAGUAUUGUCCAUAAAACCUUUUUACAUGUAGACAAUGAAUGAAUAAAUGACAGUAGCCAUUUGCUGAAUGUAUGAAUUUCUGUUCUGUAUAAAUAAUAUGAAAUAAACAUUUAAGAACA
Molecule: messenger RNA, 2247 nt
Organism: Mugil cephalus (flathead mullet)
Lineage: Eukaryota; Metazoa; Chordata; Actinopteri; Mugiliformes; Mugilidae
Gene: lnpka
Product: limb and neural patterns a
Exons: 13
Coding region: 235-1461 (408 amino acids)
Biological process (GO): endoplasmic reticulum tubular network organization
Cellular component (GO): endoplasmic reticulum tubular network
Source: RefSeq, a predicted model, not a curated record